GUGUUAUUGAAAUUGGGUGGAUACUUACAAGAGUCUAUAUGAAUAAAAAUGAUGCAAUUCUUUCUUCGGAGAUGGUGUGAAUGUUAUAUCAAAAUAUGAAUCAUGUGAAAAUAUUUACCCAUCUUUUUCUUACCCAAUUGUGCCUUUUGAGAUGAAAUCCAUGGUUGCUUCUAGUAGAUAGCUUUCUUCUGGGAAACAAGGAUUUGGUUUGAUAAGUUGAACCAACGAAUAACUCUUCAAACUUUCCCCACCAACUUUUCAUCAAACUUCCUUAUAAAUAGAGGGUUCCAGCACAAGUCUCUUCCUCACUCAAACCAACAAGAACUAGUCAAAGCGCAAUACAGCAGAAGUAGCACCAUGGCUCCUCUCAAGAACUCCUUUGUAACAUCUCUGGUCAUUGCACUAACAUUUACAAGCUUCUUCACCAGCCUAUCCGCUCAUCGUCACCUUCUCCAAUCAACACCAGUGACUCAGCCUCCAGCUUUAACAUUCCCACCUCUGCCCAAAACCACUAUGCCACCACUUCCUUCUCUACCAACUCCAGCACAACAAACGUUGCCACAGCCACAACCAACUCUGCCACAGCCCACCGGGUUGCCAAUGCCACCAAUUCCGAGCACACAGAUACCUUCAUUGCCCAACCAGGUGCAGCCCACAAUCCCUAACAUUCCACAGGUCAACUUCCCUAGCAACUUCCCCUUUAACUUUCCUUUCAACAUUCCUUUCCUUACUCCACCACCUUCAAAGUAAGAGAAGUGACAAGCUAGCUCUUUAGCUGUCACAGAUUAUUAUCCUUCUCUCCUGAGACAGCUUUGUAUCACACACUCUACUUUGUGUCAGUUUGUAUACAAAUAUAUGCAUUCUUUUGCUGUUGUUUGGUGUCGUCGUCCUCUUUGUUGUUGCUUCCAUGAGUCAGUUCCUUUUGUAAUAUACAGCUUUUUUUCUAAUGAGUGAUUUCCUUCUUUUUC
Arabidopsis lyrata subsp. lyrata is the source of this 968-nucleotide messenger RNA. Its product is annotated as proline-rich receptor-like protein kinase PERK2. NCBI's taxonomy places the organism in Eukaryota, Viridiplantae, Streptophyta, Magnoliopsida, Brassicales, Brassicaceae. The transcript has a single exon. Bases 358 to 750 code for a protein of 130 amino acids. The record is from RefSeq and is a predicted model, not a curated record.